Molecule: messenger RNA, 773 nt
Organism: Galendromus occidentalis (western predatory mite)
Lineage: Eukaryota; Metazoa; Arthropoda; Arachnida; Mesostigmata; Phytoseiidae
Product: glutamate receptor ionotropic, delta-1-like
Exons: 3
Cellular component (GO): membrane
Molecular function (GO): ligand-gated monoatomic ion channel activity
Source: RefSeq, a predicted model, not a curated record
AUGUCCGAGCACAUCCGAGUUGUCUUCAAUCUUUUCCCCCCGUGGGUGUACCCGGCGGCACUGCCGGACGGCCGUAUCGAGCUGGAGGGCAUGUUCGGCUCCCUGGUUGACAAUCUGACCUAUUCUCUGAAUCUGACCUACGAAGCGUCUAUACCUUCCGACGGACUGUACGGACAUAAGUUCGAGAACAACACCUGGUCCGGAAUGCUGGGGGCCCUAGAUCGGGAGGAAGCGGAUCUCGCGGUCGGGCCCUUCACUCUGGAUCACGAUUUGUUCAUGGAUUUCGAUACGAUGCCGAGUUGCGAAUACACGUUCAUCACGGCCCUCACAGGAAUGAAAAAAGCGUUCGAAACCAAACCCACGCCGUACACGAAAGCGUUUCAGCCCAUAACCUGGGUUUGCAUCGCCGCAUCAAUUUCGCUACUAUCGAUAUUGAUCACCGGCGAAAGAUGGAUUCUCGGCGGCGAGGUGACCUUCUGGAGUGCGACUUCGGACAUCUUCACCAUGAUGCAGACUCUGCUCCAAGAAUCGACCAAGGACCGCUUCAAUUACUUAUUUGCCAGAAUCAACGGUGGCAUAUGGAUCAUCGGGAGCUUUCUUCUGAUGCAGUUCUUCACUCAAGACUUGAAGGCCAACAUGGUGGUUAAGGCACCGACGAUGCGCAUCAGCUCUCUAGAUCAGAUCGUCGAGAAGAAAUGGUUGCAAAUCGCUUAUCCUAUACAAUCCCCAAUCGGUUCGAUCUUGGAAACGACGCCUGGAGAGUUUGGGGACAG